Molecule: messenger RNA, 1512 nt
Organism: Lepus europaeus (European hare)
Lineage: Eukaryota; Metazoa; Chordata; Mammalia; Lagomorpha; Leporidae
Gene: CCDC92
Product: coiled-coil domain containing 92
Exons: 4
Coding region: 93-1040 (315 amino acids)
Cellular component (GO): centriole
Source: RefSeq, a predicted model, not a curated record
CGGGCCGCCGCCGCCCGCCGGGAGCCACGAGCCGAGCCGGAGCCGCCUGACGGACCGCCGCGGCCGCGCCCGCAGGCCACCUGGGUGUCAGCAUGGCGGCCACGAACCUGGAGAACCAGCUGCACAGCGCGCAGAAGAACCUGCUGUUCCUGCAGCGGGAGCACGCCAGCACGCUCAAGGGGCUGCACGCCGAGAUCCGGCGCCUGCAGCAGCACUGCACAGAUUUGACAUACGAGCUGACGGUCAAAAGUUCUGAACAGACAGGAGACGGGUCUGCCCGGAGCAGUGAGCUGAAGAGGAGAUGUGAGGAGCUGGAGGCGCAGCUGAGAGCCAAGGAGGACGAGAACCAGGAGCUGCUGCGCGAGCUGGAGCAGAGGAAUGCCGCCAUCGCCGUGCUGGAGCACACGGUGCGCGAGCGCGAGCGCAAGUACCUGGAGGAGCUCAAGGGCCGCAGCCACAAGCUGAGCAUGCUGUCCAGCGAGCUGGAGCAGCGGGCCGGCACCAUCGCCUACCUGACCUCGCAGCUGCACGCCGCCAGGAAGAAGCUGCUCAGCUCCGGCGGCACCUCGGACGCCAGCCCCGCGGGCAGCCCCGUGCUGGCCGGCUACAAGCCCGCGCCGCCCAAGGACAAGCUGCCCGAGACGCCGCGCCGCCGCAUGAAGAAGAGCCUGUCGGCGCCCCUGCACCCCGAGUUCGAGGAGGUCUACAGGUUCGGGGCCGAGAGCCGUAAGCUGCUCCUGCGGGAGCCCGUGGACGCCAUGCCGGACCCCACGCCGUUUCUGCUGGCCCGGGAGUCGGCUGAGGUCCACCUGAUCAAGGAGCGGCCGCUCGUCAUCCCCCCCAUCGCCUCCGACCGCGGCGCGAGCGAGCAGCACAGCCCGGCCCGCGAGAAGCCGCACAAGGCCCACGUCGGGGUGGCGCACCGCAUCCACCACGCCAGCCCGCCGCAGGCCCAGGCCGAGCUGGAGACGCUGGCGGUGGACCAGGUGAACGCGGGCAAAGUGGUGCGCAAGCACUCAGGGACGGACAGAACUGUGUGACGCCGGGGCCCGGGGUCCACGCACUGUGACCACGACCAGGAAAUCAUCCGCUCCUCGUGUCUCCUGCCCACGCAUGCCUGUCACUGCCCCCCCGCGACAUCCCUGCUGCAGAACGCGUGACCAGACGCCCGCAGGCUGCAUCGCUCGCUUCUGGUCCCACUCCGUGCGGCCCGAGCUCGCUCGCGGACCAGGCCCAGGCCAAGUACCACCGACGUCCGUGACACCUGACAGCCACGCACCUCUACAGGGUGAGAGCAACACGUGCCAGCCUUGGCCCUGCCCCCCGUGCCCUCCUGACAGCCCCCUCCGCGGGGCGGCAGCCGUCACCCAGCAGCCGUGUGUCACAGGCCCAAGAUGACUCCUCCUGUCACCACCCCAGUGUGUGUGCAUAUUUUUUGUUAGUGUUAUCCAAAAUGUUCAAGAUCCCAACAAACUUUAUUUUCUCAACCCGCCUUCAUUCUGUCCUGUGUCU